UUAUUUUUAUAUCGAGCGACAUUAAUAUCCAUGUUAAAUUCUAUUAUUAAAACAAAAGGACAUUUAGACUAAUAACAGAUAGGAAAUAAUUAUUUGUAAAAUACGAUUAUUAUUCAUAUAAUAUGAUAUAUGGAAUAUGAUUGUAUUAUUCAUAGAAUAAGAAAUUGUUAUUGAUCAUACCGCUUAUUAAUUAUACAAACUAUAAAAACUAUAAAAAAAGUAUUAAAUUUAAUUUGUGCGGUAUAAUAGCAAAUCCAUUUUAAAGUCGGUGAAAGAUAGAUAUUUAGGAAGACAAACUAGAAAUAAUCGUCAACUUUCAAAAGAUUUAAUAUUCUUGCAAAUGCCACAAAGCGAUAGAUAGAACUGUGACAAAACUUUUUCACGCGCAGCAUUUGAAAGUCAGAUGUACAGAUUGUGUUAUUUGUGUAAGAUAAAAAUCUUCCUUGUACUUUUUUCUUGCUAGAAGUUCCUCAUUUUAAAGUAAUAAAUCUCUGGAGAUCUCUAUGGGUCAUAUAACUUUCAGUAGAACUAAUAGACAAGUUAUUAAAUUGUAUUAUUCUAAUUCUUAGUUAAGAUAAUUUAAUAACUUGAUUUAUUUCUUAGAAAAAGAUUAAUCUUCUAUUAAUGUAUCACAUCACACUCUUACUGAAUAAGAUAUAUAUUUAUUGUACAAUAUUAUAUAUGAUAUUUUAUAAUAUCGGAAUUGUAAUAGUCAACCGCAACCACAAGAUCUUAUUAUGUUAGCGUUUGCUAUUCGCGGGGUGGUUCUCCUCGGCGUGUUGGGCUGGUACAGCGCCACCAUCUGGAAGAUGAUCGACGGUUAUUUCAAGGAUCAGUUCCGCGUUUACUUGCAGGAAGAGUAUCGCAAGUAUCCGCGGAUCAGGACCGACGUCGAGAGCGCCAAGGCUAACGUCGAUAAGGGACCCGUUUCGAGCGCGUUGCCAUCCGAGUCGAGCCAUCCGAGUCACGGCAUCGCGGAGACCUACGCUUCCAACGUGGUAUGCCCGGCCGCCGACAUCGCAGACGCCUGUCGGCGUGCGGUCGCUUCGAACGGAAGGCCGGAGGAAGCCGUGGCAGGUGGCACUAGCGAAAUCGUGGCCGCCGUAGGCGCCGGUGGUCCCACCGAUAAAAAUGCAUUCCCGGCGAACGCGGCCCAGGAAAGUGGGGAGCCGCCGAGCAGCGACACGCGAGAUAAAGAACGACCGGGGCGACCGGGUGCCGUCAAUCCGGACGGCGAUCGCGAAGAGGAUGCGAUCGGGGGAAGUGUACUCCCGUCCCCCUGCGCGUCGCCUGCGCGUCGCCCCGAGAAACCGCGACGUCGCCUCGAUAAGAGGGGAUCAUCGCGUGUCGCGAAAGAGGUCUCGAGGGAGAUAUCGGGGGAAAGGCCGAGGAAACGAAGAGUGAACACGCUCGUUUUGACGGACGCCGAUUUCGCCGCCGCGAGGACCGAGGACGGCGAAGACGAUUUCUCAGAGUUUGAGGACGACGAAGGGGAUCGAGGAAUUUCCAAGGAAGGGAUCCUCGUCUCGGAGCUACCAUUUAAGCCCAGGGCGGACAUCGGAGAUUUGGACAGGGUAACUGCGGAAGAAUUUUGUCCUCUGACCUUGGAGGACGAGACUUCCUGCGGAGAAACCACCACGUGGCCGUGACUGCGCAUGAUGAUGAGGAGCACCGUCGAUGCAAUUGGAAGUAUUAGAUCGUAUGGAAAAAAAGCUGUGCAUUAACAGCGGGGCAUCAAAGGGCUUAGGGACAUGCUGAGAAGGUUGCAGCAGAAGACUGCGAUUGUUAUUAGAAUAAAUAUGUUCAAUCAGUUUCGCGGCUUUAUUAAAGAUGAUGAUGGAUGUAGAAUGACGAUGUUCAGAUCUUUUCAGAUGUUUUUGUUGGCGUACCGCGAUUUAUUUUGUUGAAUAGGACUGGAAUAGGAUGAAAUAAAGUGUAUAUCGUAAUUUUAAUCGAAAUUUAUUUAAUAAUUAUAAUUUUAAUAUAAAUAAAUAUGUUGUUACCAUUCCUAUUAGAAAGACUGGGUUUAAUUUCGGUAUGACUUAUAUCUUUGUGUUAAUACUUUGUUUUUCCAUGUCAUAUAUAAAAUGUAUAUUUAGCAUAAAUUUAAGCACAUACUCUAUGA
Molecule: messenger RNA, 2125 nt
Organism: Pogonomyrmex barbatus (red harvester ant)
Lineage: Eukaryota; Metazoa; Arthropoda; Insecta; Hymenoptera; Formicidae
Source: RefSeq, a predicted model, not a curated record